AUGGGUUGUUCUUCAACAAAAUCUUAAGUACAGAAAAUAAAAAAGGAUUUGGUAAUUCAACAAAGAAAGAUAUAAAAAUUCAAUUAAUAACUUAAAUUAUUAGAAGAAGAUAUCGAAAAAUUGGAUAAUCAAUAGAGGUAUGAUGAAGCAGAUUUAAAGGAUUUAGGUAUUUUUAAAUAACAUUUUAGAAUUUUAGCAAUUAUCAAAAGAAAAAAAAAUACUUAUUAAUGAUAUAAAAAGUAGAAAAAAAACUUUGGCAAGAUAUGAACAAUUUGAUAAGAAAACCAAGAGUUUAAAAGAGUAAAAUAAAUUAAAUGAAGAAAAUAUAAAAUAGUAGAUAAAAGCAAAAGAAUUAUUAGAAAAUAGAGAAAAGAUAAAUAAUAAAAAUAAAGAUUUAGAGGAAGAUAUGAUAGAAUUAUACAAUUCUUAAGAAUUAAUAGAGAUGGAGCAAAGCUAAUACAAACCACAACGAAAUAGAAAUCAAUGUAGAAAUUAAAAUCAAUAUGAAAAUCCAAAUAGAAAUUCAAACCUAAAUCAAUUUAAAAAUUAAGAACCAUAGUAAUUAUAUCCCCCUGCAAAUUAAGCUUAUGCUUUUGAACCAUUAAAAAUAGAAAAUAAUAAAAGUAAACAAAUGUUUUAGCAGCCUCUAUAAUAAUCAGUUUUAACAAAUUGA
This is a messenger RNA of Paramecium primaurelia, 673 nucleotides long. The record is from the annotation of a GenBank genome assembly. NCBI's taxonomy places the organism in Eukaryota, Ciliophora, Oligohymenophorea, Peniculida, Parameciidae.